Molecule: messenger RNA, 1768 nt
Organism: Xenopus tropicalis (tropical clawed frog)
Lineage: Eukaryota; Metazoa; Chordata; Amphibia; Anura; Pipidae
Product: WAG22 antigen-like
Exons: 10
Coding region: 51-1592 (513 amino acids)
Source: RefSeq, a predicted model, not a curated record
AUUUGGAAGGAUAUCCACCUUUCAACAUUCUAGCUGAAAAAAUCUGCACCAUGAAGAUUGUAGUAACCUUCCUGCUUGUGGGUCUGUGCAGCUAUGUCAGCUCACUUCCUUUGACCAUACCUCCUGACCCAUUGACGUCAGAAGAUGCUGUCGGUGUUGCCUACAUGAUGGCGACAGCAUUAAGCCCAUUGCAGAUUUGCUCCCCACUUGACAUAUAUUGGACUAAGAAAGCUGUAGUACAGGAUCUCAUUAAUAUUUUGAAAAUUGUGAAUGUCGACAUGCAAUCGUUAAGCAAUACCUUGGGGAAACUGAAAUACAUUGCAUCAAAUCCCUGGAUCCCAAAUGCACCACAGGUCUGUCCAACUGAUGCUUUAUUCAAUGACCUAAUAAACAGUCAGCGUGUGGAUGACUUCAUUAAGUUAGCCGUAGGUCUUGUGAAAGACCGUUUAAACAAUGCUGGUAUCAAUCUUGGAACAGUACUCAACAAACUGAAUAGAAAAAUGGGUGGCAUUCUUAACUUAGCACUCAACCUGCUUUCUACACCCUUAAGCCUUCUUAAAACUACUAAUAAUGUUGCUACAGGUGUCAGUAAUGCAGCUUCUGGAGCUUUAAAUAGCAUACCAAGUUUAGUAAGCAAUCCCCUAGGUUUAUUAAGCAAUCCCAUAGGAGCUGUCAAUGAUGCCAUAAAUAACGUUGCUAACAAUGUCCUAGCUACUUUGCCUGGUGUCCUAGAUACAGCAAAUAGCAUUUUAAGCAGUAUCACUAAUGCAGUACCCCUAGGUGGUACUCCUGGAGCAAGUACUGUUGGUCAGUUUGUACCAGGGUUCAUAAGUGGCAUUCCUGGAGCAGGCAAUGCUGGCCAACUUGGAUUAGGGUUUCUUAGUGGCAUUCCUGGAGCAGUUAAUGCUGGCCAACUUGGAUCAGGGUUUCUAAGUGGCAUUCCUGGAGCAGUUAAUGCUGGCCAGCUUGGAUCAGGGUUUCUAAGUGGCAUUCCUGGAGCAGUUAAUGCUGGCCAACUUGGAUCAGGGUUUCUAAGUGGCAUUCCUGGAGCAGUUAAUGCUGGCCAGCUUGGAUCAGGGUUUCUAAGUGGCAUUCCUGGAGCAGUUAAUGCUGGCCAGCUUGGAUCAGGGUUUCUAAGUGGCAUUCCUGGAGCAGGCAAUGCUGGCCAGCUUGGAUCAGGGAUUCUAAGUGGCAUUCCUGGAGCAGGCAAUGUUGGCCAACUUGGAUCAGGGCCCCUAACUGGUAGUGCUGGAGCAGGUAUUACUAGCCAACUUGGAUCAGGGCCCCUAAGUGGUAGUGCUGGAACAGGUAUUACUGGCCAACUUGGAUCAGGGCCCCUAAGUGGUAGUGCUGGAACAGGUAUUACUAGCCAACUUGGAUCAGGGCCCCUAAGUGGUAGUGCUGGAACAGGUAUUACUGGCCAACUUGGAUCAGGGCCCCUAAGUGGUAGUGCUGGAACAGGUAUUACUGGCCAACUUGGAUCAGGGCCCCUAAGUGGUAGCGCUGGAGCAGGUUUUACUGGCCAACUUGGAUUAGGGUCCCUAAGUGGUAGCGCUGGAGCAGGUGCUCUUGGUCAGCUUGGAAUAGUUUAGCAGGGUCUUCAGCCUGCCACUCAAGCAACAAAAAUAGAAAUCAGUUUUUUCUCUUAUCUUCAUGAUUUCUUACUAAAUCAGCUUGCUAUGCGUAACAUGUUAAUUAAUCUAUAAUUCUCUUAACAUUACACUCUACUUUCAUAUAAUUUGUGUAUCAAUAAAUCUAUCGAAUUAAA